Molecule: messenger RNA, 8032 nt
Organism: Phalacrocorax carbo (great cormorant)
Lineage: Eukaryota; Metazoa; Chordata; Aves; Suliformes; Phalacrocoracidae
Source: RefSeq, a predicted model, not a curated record
AGGAGGAGGAAGAGGAGGAGGAGGAAGGCAGAGAUUAGCGCGGUGCCGGCUGGCGCAGAGGCGCGGCUGAGCGCUCGAGCGGGAGCCCGGGGCCCUGCGGACCGUGCGGGCGGCACAGGCGGAAGGAGCGGGGAUGCGGCCGGGCUCCCCGCGCUGCUAACGCUGCCGGCCGCUCGCCCGGAGCAGGGAGGGCGGGAAGGGCCGUCCGCCUGGCUGCUCCGCGGGCGCAAAGGGUGCCGGUGCAGUCCCCUCCUCUUGCUUUUAUCCCAGCCCCGGAGCAGGAGCAGCCGCCGCCGCCGCCCCCUCUCCCUUCCUGCGCUCUUCCCACCAUGAGCGGGGCUGUUUUCACCUUAUAAAGAUGGCGGUGUGGGAUCGCUGCAACCUUUAGACUAAUGACUGUCAGAAACAUCGCCUCCAUCUGUAAUAUGGUUCUUCAAGACCAGCUACAUGCAGUUGCCAGCUUCCCUCCAUGCGGUGCCCCAGCACGCCUUGUGCUGGCUAAGCCACACAAACCAUUCACCUGCCCUGGAGAAUGGAGCCUACCUCUAGGGGCACCAAUGCCUCUGCUCUGGAAAAAGACAUUGGCCCAGAGCAGUUUCCAAUCAAUGAACACUACUUUGGAUUGGUCAAUUUUGGGAACACCUGCUACUGUAACUCCGUGCUACAGGCAUUGUAUUUUUGCCGGCCAUUUCGGGAAAAUGUAUUGUCAUACAAGGCCCAACAGAAAAAGAAGGAAAAUCUCUUGACUUGCCUGGCAGAUCUUUUCCACAGUAUUGCUACUCAGAAGAAGAAAGUUGGAGUUAUUCCACCAAAGAAGUUUAUAUCAAGGUUAAGAAAAGAGAAUGAUCUCUUUGACAACUACAUGCAGCAGGAUGCACAUGAGUUUUUAAAUUACCUGCUCAACACCAUCGCAGACAUUUUGCAGGAGGAGAAGAAACAGGAAAAGCAAAAUGGGAAACUGAAAAAUGGCAACAUGAAUGAAGCUGAAGAGAACAAUAAACAAGAACUCACCUGGGUGCAUGAGAUUUUUCAGGGAACACUGACUAACGAAACUAGAUGUUUGAACUGUGAAACCGUUAGUAGCAAAGAUGAAGAUUUUCUUGACCUUUCUGUCGAUGUGGAGCAGAACACAUCAAUUACACACUGUCUAAGAGACUUCAGUAACACAGAGACAUUAUGUAGUGAACAGAAAUACUACUGUGAAACUUGCUGCAGUAAACAAGAGGCGCAGAAAAGGAUGAGAGUAAAAAAACUGCCAAUGAUUCUUGCCUUACACCUCAAGAGAUUCAAGUAUAUGGAGCAAUUGCACAGGUAUACUAAGCUGUCUUACCGUGUAGUAUUUCCUCUGGAGUUACGUCUCUUCAACACAUCUGGCGAUGCUGUCAACUUAGAUCGGAUGUAUGACUUGGUAGCUGUUGUUGUUCACUGUGGAAGUGGACCGAAUCGGGGGCAUUAUAUUACUAUUGUGAAAAGUCAUGGAUUUUGGCUCUUGUUUGAUGAUGACAUUGUAGAGAAAAUAGAUGCUCAAGCUAUUGAAGAAUUCUAUGGUCUGACCUCUGAUAUAUCAAAAAAUUCAGAGUCUGGCUAUAUUUUAUUCUAUCAGUCAAGAGAGUAACUUGGCAAACUGUGACAAUUGCACACAAUGAUGCUGCACGCAAGAGAAGGUGAUGGCCCCCCUUAACUGACUUUUACACAGACCGCAUCUUGUAUGGUUGAACAACGAUACACUCUGUCUCCUGUUAAAUGGCCUAUGUGAUCUUGACUAUAACCGUCCAUUUUUGACACAUGGAAGUUUGUUUUGGGAAGGGGGGGAUUGUUUGUAGUUUUUAAGUCUGAUUGAAGAGUUAAUUACAGUCGGAUUUUAGUGGAAUUUAUAUGGACUAACAUUUACAGAUAAGAUUUGGAUGUCAACUGUUAAACCCAGUCCAGGUAGAGUAGUAUUUUAUAUGGAAGUGUUCAUUGCAUUUAGGGCAAAAUUGUUUAAAACUUUUUAAAUGGCUUUGGGGUGUGUUGAUUUACAAAGCAUUCCUUUAAAUAGAUCCUGACAUGUACUUAUUCAUUUUAAGUAUAAUGAAAAAAAAUCUGUUUCAUGAUGGUUGGAACUGUGGUUUUAUGGGGGAUAUUUUUACAUGUUACUCUCUGCUGCAAAAAAGAUAUUCUUUGAAAAUCAUUUAAGCAUUGCAUUGUUAAAAACUUUUGGUGCAUAACCUCAGGCCUAAAAUUCACAUAGAGGGAUUUAAAUUACAUUGGAACUAAGUAAUUCUGUAUGUCCAGUCACUUUGCUUAUCACGAGAUAGUACAGAUAAGGUGAGAUUUCGGGACUUAUAGAGCACUAGAAUAAAGGGAGUGAGAUGACACAUAUGACAGAGAUAGAAAUUACAUUUACAGAAAUUGAGCUUAUCUUUCUCUUAAAACGAUAUCAUAGGUUGUUUCCUUAACUGAGUUUGGAGAGAUCGCAACACUGCUCACCUAUAACAUAUCCAUCAGGACUGAAAUUACACCUAUUUAAUUAAGUGUUGUUCGUACAAUACAUAACACAUGGCUUGAUCUUGCAGUUUUCUGAAUACCUGUAGGUCCCAUUUUCAUUUCUCAAGUCAGAAUUCAUUUCUUAGCAACAUAACUUAAUAGAUAAAAACCAUUAGUUGACACAGCUGUUAUAUAUAUUGUCUCUAACGUUUUGGCCAUGUUUGACAGCAUUUGGGUCACCACAGAAACAGAUAGGGCUCUGGAGUGUCUGAUUUUAAAAACAUCAAAAGGCUUAGUGCGAAAGGCUUAGUUUGUGAUUUUACUGGAUGAAUGUGGCUGGCACUGGUCAUGCACCGGCUAAUACCAUUGCUGUACUCACAUACUGGAAUCUGGCAAAGAAUGAAUGUAGAAGAAAGUAUCAAUAGGGUAUGAGAAGGGAUCGACAGUAGGCUGAGGCAGUGGUAACACCGGGUAACUACCUUGCUUGGUUUGACACUUUCACUCCAUUAUACAAGUCUCGAACUUCAGUAGCCAAAUUCCUAUUCCAAUGAAGUCAACAGCAAAAACACUCUUGUCUUCAGGGGGAUUGACAGUUGGUUCUAGUAUUUACAAGAAAUUAUUCCCAACUCACAAUUUAUUGCUACCUGUUAUGUUUCUUUCACUCUCAUUAAGUAUUUAUUAGACAAUGUUGCUUUUGGUCCUUCUUUUCUUUAAGAAGCCUGCCUGCCACUGCAUGGCCAACACUUCAUUUCAAGAAACAGCUUUUGAAGUGCAGCCUAAUCUUAUACUUUAGUUUUCUGUAGGAAGGAUAAUAACUUUUUUUCAUUGUAGUCUACUGUGAAUGUGAAAUAUCUUUUGUUAAAUAACGGUGAAAAUGAAGUACUAGCUUCUGCUGUAACAUCAAUUGAAGUUGGAUUUAUCAAUGGCUAUUUUGUAAACUAAGGAAAUGUAACACUCUACACUGAAUGAGAAGCAGAAGUGGACUUUUCAUUGAACAUUAUUUGUAAUUUAUCAUGUUAUUAUACCGAUACAAGAAAACAGACGUAGAAUGUAACCUUAGAGUACUUACUUAGGUGAAUAAUAGUGGUCUACAGAGAUCAUGCACAUGAAUGAAGGCUGGUGUGCAGGCUCAAGGAAAGCAUAAUUGGGAUGCAGCUCUAGUUCUUUUAUUGACGUUAGAAUGAAAUGUUCUGCCUUAGCGCAGAAGACAGACAUCUUACAGGAGACUUCAACUCUCACUGAGGCCCAGGAGCUUUUCCACUGAAAAGCUAAACCUGCAAAUCCCUCUUUAAUGGAUUUAUUGAUAAGCAUUCAUAAUUUCCAUAUAAAAAUCUAAUAAUCACUUGCCUUUUAAAAUGGGUAAGGUUUCCUUGUUGUGAAUGAAGGCACUUUCUAGAUCAGCAUUAACCAGUGCUGGUCCAAAGGUCUGUACUUCACAGUUUACUGCUGAACAUUCUCAGGGCAUUCUUCAAUUUUAAAAUAAGCAACAAAGAAGAUAUUCUUCAGAUAUCAUUUGAAUGUUCAAGGCUCAUGUUUAUAUGAAAAGUAAUUUUUCAUAAAAAUGACUUGUAAGUUGGUUCAAUUUUAGGAAAUGUUUUCCAUAUUUCAAUUGACUUAUCUGAAAAAUGAUUUUUAAAAAAUUCUUAAUAAUACGAAUUAAUAUUUAAAUGCUAAAGUAUAGGAUAAUAGUCUUUGGUUUUCUUCAGCUGCAGGACGGUGCUAGGUUGUAAAACAUACAGAUAAGCGCAGUCUGUUAUUGAGAGUAAAAUUACUAGAAUAAGCCUUUUCGUAAAGUAUGAAAAACCAUUUUAAAUUCAUGCUAGCCCAUGAAAAGAUCACAGCACUGGUAUCACACCAGUCCAACAUUGGUGGUCUGACAUCAGGUCUGAAAAUUUGUGGAAUACUCACUUUGUGCUUACCACAGCUGAACUAAGGACCAUGUUCUUUUGAUUAAAAAAAAAAUUGCAGUCACAAUCUAAACUAUAGAUUGCAGUCACAAUAUAAAUUGUAGAUUGCAGUCACAAUACAAAUUAUACCCAGCCUACAGUGUGCUGCAUGUCUUGACUUCAGUCCAGCAACACUGUCCAUCAUGGCUGUAUGAAUAGUGCCGGUCUAGGCAGCAGAACUUCUCUGUCAAAUUAAGGACACUUACAUGGGUUUUGCAGGAUUGGGAUCCUCACACGAACAAUCAUACAAUGUAAAGUAUUUUAGUUGAUUAAAUAAAACAUAAUCCUUUUUCUCUUAUGCUUAUGUGUAGAUUUCCAGUCCCUUAUGAAAAAAUGGAAAAAUAUCUAGGACAAUAAAAGCUUUUCAGCCAGCAGCUAGAAAACAAAAUUGUAGCACAGAUGUCUAACAGUACUCUCUGCUUCCCUAGAAGGACUAUUUUUAUGGUGUUGGGUUCUGAAUAUAUUAGACCUAAUAACAUCUGAAGUUUCCUACUUGUUUCACACACUGUUGCUGAGAUGCAUUGACCAUUUAUAAAUCUUAUUACUUUGUUCUUAGUUAGAAAAAAGAACAUUUUUGUCCUGUGCUGUGUUUCCACUGAAUCCAAUGAAGCACUGCAGUGCUGAUGAUUCAGUUAUCUUAGAGGAUGAGCUCAGACCUCAACUUCUAUGUUUCACAGAACAGGCUGUCAGGAUUUUAUGUAAUCUCUAUUUUUGAGACACAGCAGAGGGAGGAAGAAGGGGGAGGGGGGUGAUGAAGAAACCAUACCAGUGAAGCAGAACACCUUGUUGAAAUUAAGUCCCAAAAUUACUCCUGUCACUUCUAUUUUAAUAAUCUACAGUUACCUCAGAGCAGUCGAUUACAUUUUAAAGGUCUUGUUCCUUUAGAGGUUGGAGUAAAGAAAAUAAAGCAGUAGGCAUUUCCUUCGCAUUAGAUUUAAUGAAGAUAUUAAAGACCUAACUAAGCUGAAACUGAAAUUCAUGUUACAUGGUUGGUCCUAAAGUGCUACCGCAACCUGUCUUUUAUCUUCAGACAUUACAUUUCAUUCACCCAUCUGUUACAGCAUCAUGUACUUGGGACCUGAGCCGACAACUUGCAGCUGCCAGUGAUUCGAUGCCUCUCAGCAGCAGACCCUUCUUGUUUCAUCUCCUUUUUUGCUGCUUGUGGCUGACAAGUAUGAGCAGUAUCUUACAGCUGAAUGUGUACUAGAAAUUUUAAGAAGUUUUGGCUGUGUACCUCUUCUUUGCUAGUACCUGUUAUCAGUGUUUGUUUUAAUUUAUUUCUCUUUUGUUGGUCUGUUAUUGUAUUUGUAUUAUAACUUAUGUAGUUAAUAUUAUUAGUUUUCUGUUUUAAUUUGUAUGUACUUUUAUUUUUUUAAAAUGUAAUCAACCCAAGCACUUUAAGCAACACUGUCAAUCUCAUGAAAUUCCAAUCAGCUUAACAUUUUGCCUUUGUCUUUUUGCUUUUGCAGCUGUUUGCUUGUGAUCUCUAGUUACAACCCAAUUUUCAUUUUUAGGCUGGUAGUCCUAGUUGGGUUGUAAAUUUUGGAAGCCCAAAUUUGUUCAUACAUAUUUAUUCAUACAUAACGAGGAUGCAGGAUUUACUCUGUCUGCUACACCGUAGCUGUAUGUACCUGAGGAGUUGGACUUCACAACCUUUUUCGCACUCUACUUGCUACCCCAUCUGAGAACGACUGUCUUACUUUAUUCUGUGGCACAGUUAUCAAUGACUAUAAUUUAGAAAAGCACCACUUCUCACAGGAGAAUUCUCUUCUACCAAACACAGAGUUAGCUGUCAGUCAGCUGAUGGUACAGUUAUUGCUCUCUCUGCCAUUUUAUCUGUGCUCUGUACAGCCUCAAGUACAAAUAAUCCUAAGAGCUGUGUUUAUUCUUGGUCCUUGCGUGAGUGCUAUCAAGGAGAACAAUCUUUUUUGCAUCUUCCUCCUCUCCACUUGGGCUCAUGUAAAGGGAAGCGGUAAUGAAGUAGGAUAAGAGCUGGUGUAAAAAAACCACACCAUCAAAGACACUGGAUGUUUCCUAGAGGCCAGCAUCUAUGGUAUCCAUAUCAGAAAGUCACUGACUUUAUGUGUUGUUAAUGCAAAGGUUAUUCUUAGGUUUUUAGACACCAUAGUCUCUUUGAUCAAUGAAAGACCAGGGCUUUUUCCUGUUGCAUCAGUUCUGUUGCUGAGGUGUUUCUUGUCAAUUUAACAUGGCAGUUAAUAUUCAAAUAGCCCUUGGGAAGCCUCAGUAGACACCCUUUUAAUUUCUUUCCUGUUAACAUGCACUACUUCAAAGCAAUUGGACUUGUCCACAAGACUCAUUCAGAUUAAUGCACUCCUUUUGCAUACAAGGUCAAAUAACACCUAUCAGGAGGUAUGUGGCCACCUGAUGGGACCAUCUGGGCUAAGCCCACACCUCUUUACAUGCUAAUGAUUCUUUACCCCCUAGGAGGUUUGCUUGCUGACUUUGCCUAAAUGAGUUAAUAUGAAACCUCACAUAACUCCCUUUAUUUGUCGUCUCAGAGUUGCUAUAAUUCUUUAAUAAUUCUGCUUCAUUUGGUUAUCAAGACUGGGAUUAUUGCACAACAUAAAAUAAAUUGUGUGUGCCAUUCACAGUGGUCAAUUUAACAGACUAAUGCUUCUGAUGAAGGCUGUUGCAGGUGGCAAUUUCACUAUAUUCAGGAAUAUUAAAGAGUAAAUGACUUUUCUGUGAUAGCGUGGUAGGUCUGUAGGAAGAGCUGGGCUGGCACACAGCUUCCUAACACUCAGCUUGUACCAGCUCCAGCCUUUAUAUAAUCCUCACCCUUCUCCUAGGGGUUCCAAAGUGGCAGGAGCAAACCCUUUGUAAAGACACUUUGAAGUUCUCCAAAACCUCAUUAAUAGGCAUACAUUCCUUAAAGAGGCUGAGCUUAACCAUCAACUUUAUAUUUGCAAUGGUGUUCGUAUUUGCAAAAGUCCCAAGACAGAUUGUGUUCACACACUAAAUUGUUUCCGAGACCUCUCACACCUCUCACUCUAACAGCACGAGCUCCAUCAGGGCAGCCAUAUUACAGGUUCGAGUGCUUUUCCUGGAAACAACUUUCUGGCUUCAGUGGCUUUUGAAGACCUAACUCAAGCGCCAUAACUUAUCCAGAACUCUUUAGGAGUAAAGUCACCCUAUGCUGUAUGAGUAUGAGUGUAGGGCAGGGGGAAGAAGAAAGUGAAGAGGAAGGAAUAUGGAAAGGGCUGUUUUUCCAGUGGCUUUGAAUAUGUAUAUCUGUUUGUAAAUAUAUAGUCCCUCUCUACCUUGUCAAAACGACGCAAUCAUAAUAAAACUACUUAAAUAUUUUGUGUUAGUUUUUUUAAAUGGAGUAAGGGAUAGUAACAUUAUUAGACAUACAAUUGGAGACACAUAAAAAUACUGAAUUUCUAGUAAAGCGUACAAUACACGGUGUAUGUGUACGGUUGAGUAUCUGCUUUUUUUAAUCAUAUACAUGUAAUUAAACCCUGCACUACCUGCAGAACUGUAAGAUAAAUCUCACGUUGGUUAUUAAGGUUGUAACAUAAGAAAAAGGUAUUUUCUCCUGUUAACAUGUUUAUAUUUUACAUAAAAUAAACUCCCUAGAUGAUUUUGCUUCCAUUGGA